Molecule: messenger RNA, 2391 nt
Organism: Penicillium argentinense
Lineage: Eukaryota; Fungi; Ascomycota; Eurotiomycetes; Eurotiales; Aspergillaceae
Product: TFIIH/NER complex ATP-dependent 5'-3' DNA helicase subunit RAD3
Exons: 4
Coding region: 1-2391 (796 amino acids)
Biological process (GO): nucleotide-excision repair; positive regulation of mitotic recombination; transcription by RNA polymerase II
Cellular component (GO): nucleus
Molecular function (GO): hydrolase activity, acting on acid anhydrides, in phosphorus-containing anhydrides; ATP binding; damaged DNA binding
Source: RefSeq, a predicted model, not a curated record
AUGAAGUUCUUCAUUGAUGACCUUCCGGUGCUGUUCCCGUACCCUCGAAUUUACCCCGAACAGUAUGCAUACAUGUGCGAUCUCAAGAAGACCCUCGAUGCCGGGGGUCACUGCGUACUGGAGAUGCCUUCAGGAACCGGCAAGACCGUAUCGCUUCUCUCAUUGAUUGUCGCAUACCAGCAGCAUUAUCCGGAACACCGAAAGCUCAUUUACUGCUCGCGAACCAUGUCCGAGAUCGAGAAAGCGCUGGCGGAGUUGAAAGAGCUCAUGAAGCAUCGGUCGCAGGAAUUGGGAUAUGAGGAGGAGUUCCGCGCGCUAGGAUUGACCAGUCGAAAAAAUCUGUGUCUGCAUCCUUCUGUGAAGCGGGAAAAGAGCGGUACCGUGGUCGACGCGAGGUGCAGGAGUUUGACAGCAGGCUUCGUCAAAGAAAAGAAGGAGCGCGGUGAAGAUGUGGAUCUUUGCAUCUACCAUGAAAAUCUUGAUCUGCUCGAGCCGCACAAUCUAGUACCUCCGGGCGUCUUUACCCUCGAUGAUUUGUUGAAGUAUGGAGAGGAACACAAGCAAUGUCCUUACUUUUCUGCGCGUCGAAUGAUGCCUUGGUGCAACAUUAUCAUUUACUCCUACCACUACCUCCUCGAUCCAAAAAUCGCCGAACGAGUUUCACGAGAACUUUCCAAAGACUGCAUCGUCGUUUUUGACGAAGCACACAAUAUCGACAACGUCUGCAUCGAGUCGCUCAGCAUCGACCUGAGCGAAGAUUCUCUCCGCAAGGCCACCCGUGGGGCAAACAAUCUUGAGCGCAAGAUCGACGAAAUGAAGAGCUCGGAUGCAGAAAAGCUCCAGAGCGAAUACUCUAAACUCGUGGAGGGGUUGCAGCAAGCAGAGCAGGCUCGGGAGGAAGAUCAGUUCAUCUCGAAUCCCGUGUUGCCGGACGAUUUGCUGAAGGAAGCAGUCCCGGGAAACAUCCGCCGGGCUGAGCACUUCAUCAGUUUCUUGAAGAGAUUCAUCGAGUAUCUCAAGACUCGAAUGAAAGUGACUCAUACUAUUUCGGAGACACCCCCUUCUUUCCUAACUCACUUGAAAGAUCUCACCUACAUUGAACGCAAACCGUUGAGGUUCUGCGCGGAGCGCUUGACCUCGCUCGUACGAACCCUGGAACUGAUCAAUAUUGAAGACUACCAGCCGCUUCAAGAAGUCGCCACAUUUGCAACUCUGGUUGCGACAUAUGACAAAGGAUUCGUUCUCAUUCUCGAGCCAUUCGAGUCCGAAGCAGCCACGGUUCCAAACCCCAUUCUCCAUUUUACUUGCUUAGAUGCCGCAAUUGCGAUCAAGCCCGUUUUCGAUCGCUUCAGCUCUGUCAUCAUCACAUCUGGAACGUUGUCUCCACUGGAGAUGUAUCCUAAAAUGCUGGGAUUCAAUGCUGUCAUGCAGGAAUCCUAUAGCAUGACCCUAGCAAGACGGUCUUUCCUACCUAUGAUUGUCACGCGAGGCUCCGAUCAGGCCCAAGUUUCGUCAUCAUUCGGCAUCCGCAAUGACCCGGGUGUGGUGCGAAACUACGGUACUCUUGUCACGGAGUUCGCUCGUGUAACUCCCGACGGUGUUGUCGUUUUCUUUCCUUCCUAUCUCUACAUGGAGUCCAUCAUCAGUAUGUGGCAGGGAAUGGGUAUUUUGGACCAGAUCUGGAACUACAAACUCAUUAUGGUCGAAACACCCGAUGCCCAAGAAUCCUCUCUCGCGUUGGAAACGUACAGAACAGCCUGUUGCAAUGGCCGUGGAGCAAUCCUGUUUUGUGUCGCGCGUGGAAAGGUAUCUGAAGGUAUUGAUUUUGACCACCACUAUGGCCGUGCAGUGCUGUGCAUCGGUGUACCGUUCCAAUACACCGAAUCUCGCAUUCUGAAAGCCCGUCUUGAAUUCUUGCGCGAGAAUUACCGCAUCCGGGAGAACGAUUUCCUCUCCUUCGACGCCAUGCGGCACGCGGCACAGUGUCUAGGUCGUGUGUUGCGUGGUAAGGAUGACUACGGAGUCAUGGUGCUGGCCGAUCGCCGAUUCGAGCGGAAACGUCCCCAGCUUCCCAAGUGGAUCAACCAGGCUAUGCUGGAUAGUGAAACGAACCUCAGUACCGAUAUGGCAGUGUCGAAUGCCAAGAACUUCUUGCGCACCAUGGCACAGCCUUUCAAGGCCAAGGACCAGGAAGGAAUUUCAACCUGGAGCUUGGCGGAUAUAGAACGCCAUGAGGCAAAGCGGAAGGAGGAAGAAAACCGCGCCAUGCAUGAGAACCUCACGAAUGGUUAUUCUAAGAUGGAUGGUCUCAUGACAUCCACUGUGGAGGUCGUCGACAAUGAUUUCGACGACGAUAUCGAACAAGACAUGAUGAUGCUCGAUGCGCAGUAG